AUGAAGGACUUUUGCGGGCUUUGCGGCGAGUCGCGGACGGCGGUGGUGGGUGUCGUGUCGGAGAUCGUGCUGCCAUCUUCCGGCGUCGUCUUGGUGAAGCAACUGCCGUUGUGGGAGGCGCGACAGCAGCGCCAGGCUGCGUCUGUCCCGCGGCCGACUUUGGACGCCGCGUCGUCUGUGUGCCGCAAGUGCUGGAAGCGUGUGACUGCCAUCGACCGAUGCAUUGCGCGGCUGGACACACUUUUUGCCGAUCUCUGGGCCACCCUGAAUGCUGCCCGUCCUGAUGUCAAGACGGAGAGAGAUGACGAGUUGUUGGACGUGGUGUCGAGUCCCGUGCUGAACGAGAAGGACUCGGUCUGCCAAAAGAAAGAGUUGGGCGAUGAAGUCACGGAAGCGUUUGGAACGGUGGUGGCGACAUCUGUAGAUGGUGGAAAUGAUGCUGAAGAGGAGGCUGAUUUGGACGAAUCCCUUUCCUGCUCGACGGAAGACGAGCUGGCGGCGCACAAGAAGCAGCGCCACCUGCACCCGUGCCCCCAGUGCACCGACGUGUUCCCCACCAAGCGCGCCUUUGUCCGCCACUUUGACAUGGUGCACAAGGCCACGGUGGCCUGUCACGUGUGCGGCAAGUUUGUCAAGAAGCUGCAACAGCACCUCGAGUACGUGCACCUGAAGCUGGGCAAGUACCCGUGCGACGUGUGCGGGGAGAAGUUCGUGACGCAGGCGAGGAUGGAGAAGCACGCGUGCGACGUGCACGGCGUCCCGCAUCACCACAUGUGCGAGCAGUGCGGGCUCACGUUCCCGUCCAACGUGGCCCUGUGCAAUCACCGGGCGCAUCACGGCGGUGCCGUGUGUCCCAUUUGCAGCAAAGUUAUCAAAGGUACUGGUCAUCAUUGGCUCCAAGACCACAUUGACGGGGUGCACAAGCGAAUCAAGAAGUACCCGUGUGACAUGUGUGGGGAGAGUUUCAUGUACAGAUCUCAAGUCCUGUCGCACAAGGUGCGGGAGCAUAAUGUGCAAAAGCGACAGUACCCGUGUACCCUGUGUGGCAAGGUGUUUUCGUACAAGCGGAAUUUGCGGACGCAUUCGUACAAGGAGCAUGGCGUCGUUUCGGAAAAGCUGAAGCUGUUUCGAUGCGAGGCCUGCGGCAAGGAGUUCGCCAAUACGUAUGCAUUGAGACGCCACGAGGCAACCCAUUCGUCGGCUGCUGGGGGCGGCGGCGGCCCAAAUAAACCACACUCGUGUCCGCACUGUGACCACAAAACGGCCCAGUUUGAGUCGCUCAAGGUGCACAUCAAGAGCAAGCACAACCGGGACAUUUGCCGCGUGCUCCAGCCCAACGGCGACUAUGUGAUUGAGGAUGCGGUGGUGGUCUGACAUUCAUCUGUCGAAUGUCGUCAAUUCCAUCAUCCCCCUUUUGGUUUCUUUUUUUUUAUGAAUGAAGCCAGUCUCUGCAAUGCGCAAAUCGUUCUUGUCGCCUGAUGGUGGCACAUGAGUUUUUAAUCUCACCAUGCAAGUACAGCCAUUUGGCCGAUGAAAGACUGUUUUGAGCCAAUUUUCACGCAGCAAAACCAGUGGAAUCGUUCGGUUCCUUUCCGUGGACGGUAAUGUUUAGGGGGCCAAAAGGAUAAUUAUUCUUCGGAUGAGAAAUAAUGCAACGUAAGGAAAAUAUUGUGGAGGAACAUUUUCGUGCAAAAAUCCAUCUGUUCUUAUAUAAAUCCGGAUCCUUCGAAUCAAAACUUAUGUUUCUCGUAGGUUUCUGAAUGAUGAAUUUUGGUUUGUGUACUUCUUAAUUAGUUCCCAUGGUAACUGUAGUCCGGAAACCCAGGCUAUUUUCGAAAAAUAUGAACGGAUGGAGCUCGCGUUUGAAACAAAAAAAUUCAGCUUUCAGUACGUGCGAUUUUCAAGUACAGUUACAGUAUUUGGAAGUUGUUGGAAAAUCUUUUGAGCUAUCCCGUGUAUUGCAGAUGUUGCCCGCAGGCAAUGUAGAGCUAGCAUUUGGAACUACUGUAUUGUAUUGAUACUUUUGUGCGCUGACGUGGCGAAGUGCCGAAGUUUUUGCCAAUUGGAUCUUCAGUUAAUAUGAAUCGAAAAUUUGGUGGAACUGCGUUCAAUAAUCCAUCAGGAUGAACGAGACAAUUUUGGAUCGAAUCCCAGAAAAAUGCGGAGGUUGGGAUUUGUAGAUGAACGGGCGAAACUGCUGCUGUGAGCUUUUUGCAUAUUUAUAUUUGAUCGUAUAUUACUAACGCGUACAAACGAGGCUCAUGGGAAUGAACAUUUCCAACGGAAUGAGGAGCGAAUUCGGGAUGUUGUGAAUAACAACUCUGAAGAGUCAACCUUU
Molecule: messenger RNA, 2338 nt
Organism: Notodromas monacha
Lineage: Eukaryota; Metazoa; Arthropoda; Ostracoda; Podocopida; Cyprididae
Source: the annotation of a GenBank genome assembly